GUAUAUACAUAUUCCUUUUGAAGAUCAACCCGCCUCGUUUUGUUAAAUACAAAUAAAAUAAAUAAAGUAAAAGCCUUUUGGAGAUAACGAGAGAAAAUUGAGAGAGGGAGCGCUGGAGAGAACCUCCCCCAAAUAGAAAGUUAGGGUUUUUCGACACUCUCUCAUCCAGUCAUAUCUCUGUUGGCAGAGGGAGAAAGACUCUGAUUCUAAUAGAGGCAUAGUACGUCGCUUGCUUUCACUCCAUUAAAACCACUCCAUAACCUAUUCCGCACCGACAUGUCUCCUCUCCCCUUCCUUUAUUAGCCCUCUCUCUUCUUCUCUUUCGCUUUUGUUAAAUUGUAGCACAGAAAAAGAUCUUCCUCGGGAUCUCCUCAAUACUAUUCUUGGAACAUGUUGGACUACGAAUGGGACAACCCCUCGGCGAUGAUGUUAUCCGGAGAAGAUCGACAUCACCAGGAGCCAGACCCGACCCGAGCCUUGCCCAUUUUCGACCCGUCCCAUCACCACUCGUCGGCUUACAACAUUUCUCCACCACCGCUCCUCUCUUCCUUCUCUAACCAACAACAUCUGACGACCGUCUAUAAUGGUCAUAUCACCACCAACCAGUUUCUUCACUCCUACUACGACCCUCGCACCACCACCACUCAUCCUUACGCCACAUCCGAUUCCAUCUACCACACCCACUCUUCUGCUUCACCCCUCUUCUCCUUCGACCAGACCGGUUCAGGAUCAGGGCCAUCCUACAACUUCCUCAUUCCCAAGACCGAGGUCGACGUCUCUCGGCCGCUCGAUUUCACGUCCAACAGGAUCGGCCUAAAUCUGGGGGGCCGCACUUACUUCUCCGCCGCCGACGACGACUUCGUGAGCCGGCUGUACCGGCGGUCUCGACCCGGUGAGCUGGGAAUGGGAAACUCGCUGAGCACACCACGGUGCCAAGCGGAGGGAUGCAACGCGGAUCUGAGCCACGCGAAACACUAUCACCGCCGCCACAAAGUGUGCGAAUACCACUCAAAAGCUUCGACGGUUGUGGCGGCCGGGCUCAGCCAGCGCUUUUGCCAGCAGUGUAGCAGGUUCCAUUUGCUGUCGGAAUUCGACAACGGGAAACGCAGCUGCCGUAAGCGCCUAGCUGACCAUAACCGCCGCCGUCGUAAAUGUCACCAGUCGGCAUCCAUCACUCACGACAGCGGCAGAUCCACUCCGGAUAUUGCCACCACUCCAAAGUCGCCGAACGAUUCGGGGGUAAAGCCGUCUCCGUCCAAUACGCUUCUCUCGCCGCCUACAAUUUCCUUGGAAUGUUUCCGGCAAAGGCAGUUCCAAACAACAGCGUCCUCUUCCACGUCAGCGUCUUCCUCUUCGAAUUCAAUGUUCUUCUCCAGCUGCUGAUGAUUAGUUAGUACGUUGUUGUUUUGUUGCUGUUACCAUCUUAAUUAGUCGGUCUAUGGUCAUGUAAUGUUUUUUCUUAACUGUUUUAAAAGUGUUGUUUUCCUUCAUCUUCUCCUUCUUUAACGUACGCAGUCAAAAGGAUUUAAGUUAUUACUAGUAACUAACAGCUCUCGCUCGGUCGAAUUAAAAUUGAAUUUUGGGUAUUGAUUGAUUAUUAAUAAAAUGCCUUUUAUACUGGUGUGAAA
This is a messenger RNA of Thlaspi arvense, 1628 nucleotides long. Lineage: Eukaryota; Viridiplantae; Streptophyta; Magnoliopsida; Brassicales; Brassicaceae. The record is from the annotation of a GenBank genome assembly.